Hyla sarda is the source of this 3609-nucleotide messenger RNA. RefSeq lists its product as uncharacterized. The record is from RefSeq and is a predicted model, not a curated record. The transcript has 5 exons. The coding region runs from base 1 to 3609 and encodes 1202 amino acids. Lineage: Eukaryota; Metazoa; Chordata; Amphibia; Anura; Hylidae.
AUGUAUGAUGGAUUAGAUACAGUGCUCAGCAGACAGAACACAUCACUGGAAUACAGGAGCCCACCACCAGAAUUCAGGAGCCCACCACCAGAAUUCAGGAGCCCACCACCAGGAUACAGGAGCCCACCACCAGAAUACAGGAGCCCACCACCAGAAUACAGGAGCCCACCACCAGGAUACAGGAGCCCACCACCAGAAUACAGGAGCCCACCACCAGGAUACAGGAGCCCACCACCAGAAUACAGGAACACAUCACUGGAAUACAGGAGCCCACCACCAGAAUACAGGAGCCCACCACCAGAAUACAGGAGCCCACCACCAGAAUACAGGAGCCCACCGCCAGAAUACAGGAGCCCACCACCAGAAUACAGGAGCCCACCGCCAGAAUACAGGAGCCCACCACCAGAAUACAGGAGCCCACCACCAGAAUACAGGAGCCCACCGCCAGAAUUCAGGAGCCCACCGCCAGAAUACAGGAGCCCACCGCCAGAAUACAGGAGCCCACCACCAGAAUACAGGAGCCCACCACCAGAAUACAGGAGCCCACCGCCAGAAUACAGGAGCCCACCGCCAGAAUUCAGGAGCCCACCGCCAGAAUACAGGAGCCCACCACCAGAAUACAGGAGCCCACCACCAGAAUACAGGAGCCCACCACCAGAAUACAGGAGCCCACCACCAGAAUACAGGAGCCCAUUACCGGGAUACAGGAGCCCACCACCAGAAUUCAGGAGCCCACCACCAGAAUACAGGAGCCCAUUACCGGGAUACAGGAGCCCACCACCAGAAUACAGGAGCCCACCGCCAGAAUUCAGGAGCCCACCACCAGAAUACAGGAGCCCACCACCAGAAUACAGGAGCCCACCACCAGAAUACAGGAGCCCACCACCAGAAUACAGGAGCCCACCACCAGAAUACAGGAGCCCACCACCAGAAUACAGGAGCCCAUUACCGGGAUACAGGAGCCCACCACCAGAAUUCAGGAGCCCACCACCAGAAUACAGGAGCCCAUUACCGGGAUACAGGAGCCCACCACCAGAAUUCAGGAGCCCACCACCAGAAUACAGGAGCCCAUUACCGGGAUACAGGAGCCCACCACCAGAAUACAGGAACACAUCACUGGAAUACAGGAGCCCACCACCAGAAUACAGGAACACAUCACUGGAAUACAGGAGCCCACCACCAGAAUACAGGAGCCCACCACCAGAAUACAGGAGCCCACCACCAGAAUACAGGAGCCCACCACCAGAAUACAGGAGCCCACCACCAGAAUACAGGAGCCCACCGCCAGAAUACAGGAGCCCACCACCAGAAUACAGGAGCCCACCACCAGAAUACAGGAGCCCACCGCCAGAAUACAGGAGCCCACCACCAGAAUACAGGAGCCCACCCCCACCACCAGAAUACAGGAGCCCACCACCAGAAUACAGGAGCCCACCACCAGAAUACAGGAGCCCACCACCAGAAUACAGGAACACAUCACAGGAAUACAGGAGCCCACCACCAGAAUUCAGGAGCCCACCACCAGAAUACAGGAGCCCACCACCAGAAUACAGGAGCCCACCACCAGAAUACAGGAGCCCACCACCAGAAUACAGGAGCCCACCACCAGAAUACAGGAACACAUCACUGGAAUACAGGAGCCCACCACCAGAAUACAGGAGCCCACCACCAGAAUACAGGAGCCCACCACCAGAAUACAGGAGCCCACCACCAGAAUACAGGAGCCCACCACCAGAAUACAGGAGCCCACCACCAGAAUACAGGAGCCCACCACCAGAAUACAGGAACACAUCACUGGAAUACAGGAGCCCACCACCAGAAUACAGGAGCCCACCACCAGAAUACAGGAGUCCAUCACCAGAAUACAGGAGCCCACCACCAGAAUACAGGAGUCCAUCACUUGGAUACAGGAACAAAUCACUGGAAUACAGGAGCCCACCACCAGGAUACAGGAGCCCACCACCAGAAUACAGGAGCCCACCACCAGAAUACAGGAGCCCACCACCAGAAUACAGGAGCCCACCACCAGAAUACAGGAGCCCACCACCAGAAUACAGGAGCACAUCACUGGGAUACAGGAGCCCACCAAUUCAGGAGCCCAUUACUGGAAUACAGAAACCCAUCACUGUAGUACAGGAGCCCAUCACUGGAGUACAGGAGCCCAUCACUGGAGUACAGGAGCCCAUCACUGGAGUACAGGAGCCCAUCACUGGAGUACAGGAGCCCAUCACUGGAGUACAGGAACCCAGCACCCUAAUACAAGAGCCCAUCACUGGGAUACAGGAGCCCAUCACUGGGAUACAGGAGCCCAUCACUGGAGUACAGGAAAACAUCACUGGGAUACAGGAACCCAUCACUGGGAUACAGGAGCCCAUCACUGGGAUACAGGAGCCCAUCACUGGGAUACAGGAACCCAUCACUGGGAUACAGGAACCCAUCACUGGGAUACAGGAAACCAUCACUGGAGUACAGGAGCCCAUCACUGGAGUACAGGAGCCCAUCACUGGAGUACAGGAACCCAGCACCCUAAUACAAGAGUCCAUCACUGGGAUACAGGAGCCCAUCACUGGGAUACAGGAGCCCAUCACUGAAGUACAGGAAACCAUCACUGGAGUACAGGAGCCCGUCACUGGGAUACAGGAAUCCAUCACUGGAGAGCCCAUCACUGGAGUACAGGAACCCAUCACUGGAGUACAGGAACCCAGCACCCUAAUACAAGAGCCCAUCACUGGGAUACAGAAGCCCAUCACUGGGAUACAGGAGCCCAUCACUGGAGUACAGGAAACCAUCACUGGGAUACAGGAACCCAUCACUGGGAUACAGGAGCCCAUCACUGGAGUACAGGAAACCAUCACUGGAGUACAGGAGCCCAUCACUGGAGUACAGGAACCCAUCACUGGGAUACAGGAACCCAUCACUGGGAUACAGGAACCCAUCACUGGAGUACAGGAACCCAGCACCCUAAUACAAGAGCCCAUCACUGGGAUACAGAAGCCCAUCACUGGGAUACAGGAGCCCAUCACAGGAGUACAGGAAACCAUCACUGGGAUACAGGAACCCAUCACUGGGAUACAGGAGCCCAUCACUGGAGUACAGGAGCCCACCACCAGGAUACAGGAGCCCAUCACUGGAGUACAGGAAACCAUCACUGGAGUACAGGAGCCCAUCAAUGGAGUACAGGAACCCAUCACUGGAGUACAGGAACCCAGCACCCUAAUACAAGAGCCCAUCACUGGGAUACAGGAGCCCAUCACUGGAGUACAGGAAACCAUCACUGGAGUACAGGAGCCCAUCACUGGAGUACAGGAGCCCAUCACUGGAGUACAGGAGCCCAUCACUGGAGUACAGGAACCCAGCACCCUAAUACAAGAGCCCAUCACUGGGAUACAGGAGCCCAUCACUGGGAUACAGGAGCCCAUCACUGGAGUACAGGAAACCAUCACUGGAGUACAGGAGCCCAUCACUGGAGUACAGGAAACCAUCACUGGAGUACAGGAAACCAUCACUGGGAUACAGGAACCCAUCACUGGGAUACAGGAAUCCAUCACUGGGAUACCAUCACUGGAGUACAGGAGCCCAUCACUGGAGUACAGGAACCCAGCACCCUAA